Molecule: messenger RNA, 718 nt
Organism: Halteromyces radiatus
Lineage: Eukaryota; Fungi; Mucoromycota; Mucoromycetes; Mucorales; Cunninghamellaceae
Exons: 4
Coding region: 5-544 (179 amino acids)
Source: RefSeq, a predicted model, not a curated record
CCUCAUGACAAAUUGUUUUAAAAAUAUGCAUAUUCAUGACGUUGCGUACAAUAAUAUUCAACAAGCCAUUCAGAUGAUAUCUCAUUUACCUGACGAUGUAUAUACAAGAACUUCAGUGGUUAUGCCAUAUAGCACUAUUGGGAAACAUGUACGGCAUUCAUAUGAUCAUUUUAUUCAACUGAUCAAACAAGCAAAAGGCGAACAUUGGACCAUUGACUUCGAUGCAAGGGCAAGAAAUACACCAAUGGAAGUGGAUCGAGCUCAAGCUAUUCAACAAUUGAAACAACUACAACAAUCCUUAUUUGAAAUACGUGACAUACCACUAGAAUACCCAGUGACUUUAUCCGCCUCCAUUGAUCCAAACGAUCCAACUCAUUAUCCUUUUGUUUCCUCUUUUGGUAGAGAACUUUGGUAUUGUUGUAUUCACGCGAUUCAUCAUUUUGCUUCUAUAAAGGCUAUCUGUAUUGAAGCUGGACAUACUUUACCUGCUGAAUUUGGAGUGGCACCUUCUACUAUACAAGAUCAUCGAAAACAUUUAUCAUGAUUCAUCUAGAUAUCAUCUCCAUACCACUUUUUUCCUUCUUUGUCGUUAGUUAUGCAAUAAAUCUUUUCUAUUAUCUUCAUAUAUCAUUUCACUUAUUCCAUUCCCUCCUUCUUUUUCGCAUUAUCCACCCCAUCAGUAUAGUCAAGAUGUAUUUAUUUGACAAUAAUAAACAUA